Triticum turgidum subsp. durum (durum wheat) is the source of this 333-nucleotide messenger RNA. The record is from the annotation of a GenBank genome assembly. NCBI's taxonomy places the organism in Eukaryota, Viridiplantae, Streptophyta, Magnoliopsida, Poales, Poaceae.
AUGGAGCACGCGCAGGACGAGCUUAGCCUCGAGCUCACCCUGGCCGCCGCCGUCGUGGCGCCGGCGCCCGGCUUCUUCCUAUGCGUCUACUGCCACCGCAAGUUCCGCACCUCGCAGGCGCUCGGCGGCCACCAGAACGCGCACAAACAAGAGCGUGCCGAUAAGCGCCGCCGGGAGAUUGCCGCUGCUACCGCACACGCUUGGAAGCCGGGGAGGGCUGCUGGCGCUGCUUGGGUGUCCAAGGAGCCCGCAGCACCAGGCGCCACAGCACACAAGCGCAGCAGGAUCUCGUCGGAGCGCGACCACGAGCUCGACUUGUCCCUCAGGCUAUAA